This is a messenger RNA of Vidua chalybeata, 3280 nucleotides long. RefSeq lists its product as uncharacterized. The coding region runs from base 6 to 1343 and encodes 445 amino acids. The transcript is spliced from 2 exons. Lineage: Eukaryota; Metazoa; Chordata; Aves; Passeriformes; Viduidae. The record is from RefSeq and is a predicted model, not a curated record.
GUGCCAUGGCGAGAGCCCGCGCUGCCGUAGCGGCAGCCGCCCGGCAGGCACAGGGUGAAGGCUCCCAAACCACAGCAGCGGCGUUGGCCAGGCAGCAGGCUGAGACAGAGCGAAAAGCUAUGGCAAAUGCUCGUCUCGCGGCAGCGGCAACGCGCAUGCGUCUGGUGGAGAAGCGAAACCCAGAAGCCGGGGCGGGGGAGGGCACCUCGCGUGCGGCGGGCGCGACACGAGCACAGACGGGACGGAAGCGACGCGCCCGGGUUGUGGGCGUUGGCACAGAGUCAGGAGAGGCAUGUCCCAGUGAUGGGCAGUAUGGGGUGGAUACAUCAGAGCCGGAGUGGGAUCGGGAAGGUGGCGACGUCAGUCUCGGGGAGGAUGAGAGCGCUCCCGAGAUCGCGGCUGCGCUGGAGAGAGCAAGGAGGCGCGGCCAGGGUCGGGGCGGGAGCGUCCACACCCCCGUGGUGACACAGGCAGAGAUGGGGCGUGUCCAGGGUGCAAACGUUUGCCAGGGCACCGCCUCCACACCGUUCCCACGGCAAUCGACUCAUGCGCACUCAGCCUGUGCCCACAGCCAAUCCCAGCCAGUCUCAGACAUUGUAAAGCUGAAACAGUUGAUACAGCAAGAGUCGACAUCCCAGACUGCGGGAUUUGCAAGUGUAAAUCAAUUGUUACAAGAAUUGCACAGGGAUUUAUCAGAGAUACAGAUAGGGGAACAAACGUCCGAGUCUUUUGCAGUGCCGACCUCAGCCGGUCAGACGACAGCGCCACCCAGUGGCGGAACCGCAAUAUUGCAGGAGGUUUUGCCGGAGCCGGUUGCCCAAGCCAUCGCGCCACCCAGUGGUGGGUCUGUAACAUUGCAACACUUUUUUCCAGUUUUAUAUAAGAAGAAGUCUAGGGCGAGGAAGACUACACCUGCACGACAGCAGGAACCUCCGCUGAUUCCAGAACGGCAUGAGACUCAGGACACUCCUGCUGAGGCGCAGCAACAGGAUGAUACUGUAUGUAUUACUGCUUCGGAGGGUGUCCCAGUCUGGACAAUUCCAACAUCAAGGUCUGCUGAUCCCUCACGUCAGGGAGAGUCAAUUAUAAUAUCAAAAGGAGUUGUUGAGUUUCUUUUACAGUAUCUGACCACAGCCUUGGAGUCACAUUCAGAGCUGCUGACUCAUCUUUCGAAAAUUUCUCAAACAGUACAGGGCAGCCGUGUGUUUCCCUCUGCAGCAGACGUUCCAUUCUCAUCCGCAAUCACCCAGCCCUCAUCCUUGCAGAUGCCACAGAUGUCGUUCUUACAGACACCCAGGCUCUUGUAUGGCAAAAGGCAUGGAGGAGAUCCCUGGAGGAGCUGAGAGCCAGAUACCAGGGCGGACGCAGAUCCAAGAAGCAAAGACACAGGCACGCAAACGAAGGCAGACAACGGCGCUGCAAACAUCUCAUCAGACAACGAUUGACAACUCAGAGACUUGGGGUUCUUCUUGGGACUCGAGUGUCAUUCGGGUGUUGCUGCACUGCAAGGUUUCUCGCAGAGAGUGAGGACAUGGGCAUGGGGUUCAGACAGAUAGUGUUCAUGUGCUUCAUUCUUUUGCCUGUUGCCAUGAGCAAUAGGGCACAUUUUCCCAUGAGACAGCCAAAGGGAAAUGUGUGGGAAACUUUGGCAAAGGCAGCAGGUCUGGACAGCAUUUGUCUGACUCAUUCAAGGCCAGGGAAACCAUUCUCGACAUGUUUGGUAGGUGUGCCGGUGAAGGAAUGGCCGAUCCCAAAGAACAUCCCUCCAAAGGUUCUGAAAUCUUUUUCGGAUCCUAUGGAAGGAUGGCAUGUCUGGACACAGUUCCUUCCUGUGGCUCAUUUCGAACCCCAGGAAUUGGACAUCUUUGGGUCAACAAGAAUGAAAUUUUGCAUCAUAUUCAACCCAUCAGGAGUGACAGAGACAGAUAACCACACGAUAGAUGUCACUCCAAACCAGCCCUUUUACAGAAAUGCAUCAUCCUGGUGCAAUUACACCAAGAUGAUGAGCAAACUAUCCCUCCAGAAUCCAACCGUUUUACCAAAAGGAAUUUUCUUAAUUUGUGGGGACAGAAUUUGGCCUGCUAUCCCUGCAAAAAUCAGGGGCGGUCCAUGCAGCAUUGGAGAACUCUCAUUGAUAACACCCAAUUUGAAAAUUUUGAGGGAACAGUCACACAGAAAAAUAAGAUCCAUUGAACAAUAUGGCCCAAAUUGUAAUGAUGAAGUUUAUACCUGGGACAAGGCUCGGAGAAUUGCAGUAGCAAUUUUCUCACCCCAAGCAGCAUCGGGGGUGGCCUUGACACAACUGGACCACAUAGCGUGUUGGUUGAGCAAACACACUCAUGCCAUUUCCUCUGCACUGAGCGACAUGUUAACAGAUAUCGACAGUGCGAGACAAGCAACGCUUCAGAACAGGGCGGCAAUUGAUUAUUUGCUGCUAUCACACGGACAUGGGUGUGAAGAAUUUGAGGGAAUGUGCUGCAUGAACUUGUCUGAUCAUUCGAAAUCCAUCCAUGAAAACAUAAAACAAAUGCAAAAUAGCAUCAACAAAUUGCAAAAGGUUACAGGAUCAUGGUGGGAUGACUUCAUCAACCUUUUUAGUCUCUCACCAUUGUGGAGGGAGUUUUUGAAGACAGCAUUUUAUAUUCUUAUAGGGUUUCUAGUUCUCCUGCUUGUUCUGCCGUGCAUUUUUCUAUGCACUCGGCGUGUCAUGGACAAAGUGGCAAGACAGGUCUUCUUGGUGCAAACAGGAGGGGGAGAUGUCGGAACCCAAGGUGUCCCUCAGACACUCUUGGAUGUUCUGGGCCCAGGGCAGAAGCCUCUGAGACCCUGGCAGGCGGCCAGGGACCCCUGUGGUCUUGAGCUUGACCCAUGGAACAAUUUACCAACCUUGCAGGAAGAACAAGAAAUCACAAAAGUUUAGAUAUUAUAGUAGAAGUAGUCACAAAGUGAAAGGUAGAAUUUUUGAGUGCUGUACAGGGGGGUUUUAGGCCUUGUACAGGGGGGUCUGAGUUUUGUACAUGGGGGUCAGAAGUUCUAAGAUGGAGGGAUUUGGGCGUGCCCUGUCCUCCUUCUUUCUUCUUCCUAUUCUCCAUGUUCUUGGUGAUGUUGGCACUCACAGAUUGGGUUAGAGUAGAAAGUCACUGUUCAACAUAGGUAGUAGGCAUUGGGGAAAAACUAUAAACACCUAAUACGUAAUGUGUGAUAUAAAAGAUGGCACCAGCCCCUCGGGGAGGGGAGACGGGGACAGCCAGAGACGGGGACAGACAGAGUCAGGGACAAU